Molecule: messenger RNA, 1962 nt
Organism: Xyrauchen texanus (razorback sucker)
Lineage: Eukaryota; Metazoa; Chordata; Actinopteri; Cypriniformes; Catostomidae
Product: prolyl hydroxylase EGLN3-like
Exons: 5
Coding region: 188-925 (245 amino acids)
Biological process (GO): peptidyl-proline hydroxylation to 4-hydroxy-L-proline; cellular response to hypoxia
Cellular component (GO): nucleus; cytoplasm
Molecular function (GO): peptidyl-proline 4-dioxygenase activity; L-ascorbic acid binding; ferrous iron binding
Source: RefSeq, a predicted model, not a curated record
UCUGCACGUUCCACAUGCGCUUCAGCUGCGCUCCGCUCAUGGACCCCCACUCAGAGCACCAAUAAAAGCCACCAGAAUACCACUGACAGCUUCUGUUGAGUAGAGGUGGCAUUAUUUAACAGUGUCUUGAAAGACGAGCUUGUGACAUUAGAUAUCACUCUGAAAAACUUGAACUUUCACGAUUUGAAUGCAUCAAGCUCAAGCCAAUAUGCCAUUUCUUCAGCAAACACUGGAUACGCAGUUGGAAAGACUAGCUUUGGAGCAGGUCGUGCCCGCUCUAUUGGACCAGGGCUUCUUUUUCGUGGACCAUUUUUUGGGGGAGAUAGCGGGACAUAUGGUUUUAGGUCAGGUCAAACGAAUGCAUAAUUGCGGGCUCCUGAACGACGGCCAGCUGGCGGGGAGAAGCAGUGGAGUUUGCAGGAGAAACAUCAGAGGAGACAAAAUAGCCUGGGUUAAUGGGACCGAAAAGGGCACAGAGGCUGUGAAUUUCUUAUUACAACUCAUAGACAAGCUUAUUUCUCUAUGCGUCGAGCGACUGGGCAAAAGAAUUCGUGCAAGGUCAAAGGCGAUGGUGGCUUGUUAUCCAGGAAAUGGAGCUGGAUACGUGAAACAUGUAGAUAACCCUAAUGCAGACGGUCGCUGUGUCACCUGUAUUUACUAUCUGAACAAAAACUGGAAUGCCAAGGAGCAUGGGGGAAUAUUAAGGAUCUUUCCGGAUGGGAAAUCUUACGUGGCCGAUGUUGAACCCUUAUUUGAUCGACUUCUGCUUUUCUGGUCUGAUCGAAGAAACCCUCAUGAAGUGCAACCAUCAUACGCUACGAGGUAUGCAAUCACUGUGUGGUACUUUGAUUCAGAGGAAAGAGCCGAAGCAAAAAGGAAAUUCAGAGACCUUACAGCCACAUCUCAAGAAGGCUCCUCAUCUUAACAUACAGACACACCAGACUUUCUCCUCUAUGAGGAUGUUUUUUUUUUGGUUUCUUUUCCUUUUUGUAAUGCUUUUUGCACUAGAGGUACCCCCCCCCCCGCCCCCGCCAUUUAUAUUAUGUAUGUGAUUUACAUUGCUUGAAUACAGUCCUUAAAAUCAGAGAAGAGUAAUUUUUAGUAACAUGCUGCUAAUAUCAAGAAGUUUUUUUUACAAUGUGAGAUUCUUUGUACUAAUUAAUGGACUAUUAUUGUAUUUGUGUUUAUUGUUAUCAAAUUGUUAAGACACUUUUUCAGAAAUAUAUGGCUUUCAAAAUAUGUGUAUAAAAGAACUAUACAACUAGAUGACCUUUGUAUAAAUAUAACGGUAGUAUAUUGUUCAUAUAAGAAGUUUGUGUUACAAGUACAUUUUUGUUAUAUUUGGUAUUUUUGUGUUUAUGGUUAUUGGCACAUAUUAUUUGUAUCCUCAGUGAGAAGAUCUUUUUAACAAAGAAAGGAAACAUAAGAAUUUGUAAUUGCCUUCAUGGUCGGUUGAUUUGAACUUGUAAAUGUGUGAUUAUAUAUUUACAAAUAGAUGCUUUAUUAUUUUUUAAUACCAUCAUUACAUUUGAAACCACAUGACAGUUUGAUAUUGAAUGAGACUCCCUUAACUAGAGAUGCUUAUAGAAGUUAUUCUGUACUGUGUUCACAAUAGUGUUUUUUGUUGUUGUUGUAAAGUAUAACAUUAAAACACCAUAACUUUUGAAGCACUUAGGGUAAUGAUAUUGCUUUAAAUGUUCGGUCCUAGUGUGUAUCAUGUUGAAUUUACCAGCUUGCAUGCGGGUCAGCAAUGCUGCUCAACCACACUCUUGGAUUGUAUUGGACAGUUGUUUAUACCACGUGAAGCAUUAUACAAUUUGAGCAAAGUAGAGAAACAUCUCUGCUGUUUCUUUAUGUAACACCAUUCCUGGACAUUAACUAUUAAUUAUGUGUGCAGUUUGGCUGAUGUACUGUACACCAAUUGAGUUUUGACAUGGUAAAAUUAAACCAUUUGAAAAGUGC